AUGGCCUCCUACAUCCUCCACCUGCCCUUCCGCCGCACCCACUCCGUCUCGCUCGCCGAUGCCAUCAAGCAGUACAUCUCCAGCAAAUAUGACCAGCACCCGGACAUGUUCACCGGCGACCUGGAAGCCAUCGAUGCGUUGCGCUCCGGUGCCAUCCAUGCCGUCGAGCCGCACCACAGCGGCAUACGCAAGCUGCAGGCGUACGCUGCCCAACUGGUGUGGAUCGGCGGAAAAUUCCCCGUCGAUAUAGGCGUCGACUUCUCUUGGUUUCCCGCUCUGGGCUACAAUACCCAGCGGCCCGUGCUAGAAAACAACAUCCGCUUCGAGCUGGCAAAUGUGUUGUUCAACUUGGCCGCCAUGUAUUCGCAGCUGGCUACCUCGACGAACAGGACGACAACCGACGGCCUCAAGCAGGCGUGCAACCAAUUUUGCCUCGCCGCUGGCGUCCUGUCACACCUCAAGGUCCACGUCAUCCCAGAGAUGCGCUCCAGUCCGCCCGAGGACAUGGAUGCCAUGACUCUGGAGAGCCUGGAACACCUCAUGCUCGCUCAGGCGCAGGAGUGUUUUUGGCAGAAAGCCGUGAAGGACGGACUGAAAGAUGCCUCUAUAUCAAAGCUUGCCGCAAAGGUCUCGGACUUGUACUCCGAUGCCAGCGACUGGGGGAUCAAGUCGGAUGCAGUGAGCAGCGAGUGGAUCCACCACAUGAGUGCGAAGCACCAUCAUUUCGCUGCGGCUGCACAGUACAGAGCCGCUCGAGACUGUUUGGAUAAGCGCAGAUUUGGCGAAGAAGUUGCUCGGCUUAGGGAUAGUCUGGUCUGUGCCAACGAAGCCUUAAAAGAAGCUCGCUAUAUCAACCGAACAGUGUUGGGAGACCUGAGUGGCCUGAAGAAUCGAGUUACAGAAGACCUGAAACGAGCCGAGAAGGACAACGACAUGAUCUACUUGCAGCCUGUUCCGCCGAAGCCUGAGCUGAAAACAUUGGACAGGGCUACGAUGGUGGCUGCAAAAACACCAAAAGAGGUAUCGGAUCCAUUGUCCAUGCUGGGUGAAACUGGAGAGCUCGGCAAACCUCUGUUCUCAAAGCUCGUUCCAUACUCUGUCCAUAUAGCUGCAAGCAUUUAUGCCGACCGUCGAGAUCGAUUGGUAGCCAAGACCAUCGACGAAUUGGAAGAACUCACCGCAAGAAUACAUGCGGUACUUAAGAGCUUGAAUCUCCCGGGGUCUCUCCAGGCGCUGGAGAAGCCCCUGGGGCUACCGCCAGGACUUGUUUCACAUGCAGAGGAAAUCCGCCAGCAAGAUGGCCUUGACCGCCUUUACCGUUCCAUUGACGAGACGGCAAAGCUCAAAGAACAGGACAGAGCAGUCUAUCAGGAAGGGGUUGAUCUCCUCCAUCAGGAGGCGGCGGAAGACGAGCGGGCUCGGAGGAAGUACGGGACGGACCGGUGGAGCCGCCCGUCCUCCGCUGACGCAGCACCUAAACUCUACGCUCAAGUCAACGAGAUCGACGGCUAUUUGAAGUCUGCAGCCAACAGCGACCAGAUCGUCCAGAGUAAGAUCAAGGACAGCGAGAGCCACAUCCGACUCCUCUCCGGCACCGACCACGAUUUGGAGCAGUUCGUUCCGAGUAGUCGACGAGUGACCAUGACUGCGGCUGUUGAAAGGGAGGCGACCAACCUCAGGGGUUGCCUGAACGAGGUUAGCAGACUGGAGAGCCGGAGAAAGCGCAAGAUUGAGGCGCUGAAGGCGAAGGCUAGGCAAGAUGACAUUAACCCGGAGCUGCUCAAGGAAACCGCUCGGCUCGAACGGGAGUACCCGAUGCAGAGCAUUGAGGCGGUGCAGUUCGAGGGUCUCUUCGAGCAGCGUCUCCACAAGUACGAUGCCGAUGACGAAAUGGUCGCAGAAGAAGAUCAGGAGCAACAGGCCGUCGCCAAACGCCUCGAGGAUGCAAACGCAGCGUUUGUUUCGGCACGGCGGGGAGAUUCGUCGACGCGCCAGCGCGAGCAGGCACUGCAGCAAUUGGAGAACGCAUACUUCAAGUACAAGGAAAUCAUCUCGAACCUCGACGUAGGGCGCAAGUUUUACAACGACCUCGCCAAGAUAUGCGGGAGGUUCAGGGACGACUGCCGGAACUUUGCGUAUCAAAGAAGGGCGGAGGCUACGCAGUGUGAGAACGAUCUCUCGACGGCGAUGUCAUCGCUGCACCUGCAGCAAGCCAGUGCGCUGCAGGAGCAGCGGCAGGCGGAUCAAGAGAACCGCCCGUACCCAGCGCCAGUGCACGCGGGCCAACCGGCAAUACCGGCGCCGACGCCGACGCGAGCAUCGGUUGCCAUGGGCCCUACAAAUGGGAUGUGGACGCCGGACAUGCCCAUUCGCUUCGGGGCGGCGCAGGACGGGGAGGGCAAGCCGGUGCAGACGACGGACGCGCGGUGGGAUCCGUCAAAGGGCAUGAAGUUUGCGUGA
Molecule: messenger RNA, 2460 nt
Organism: Lasiodiplodia theobromae
Lineage: Eukaryota; Fungi; Ascomycota; Dothideomycetes; Botryosphaeriales; Botryosphaeriaceae
Product: Ph-response regulator protein pala rim20
Exons: 8
Coding region: 1-2460 (819 amino acids)
Cellular component (GO): endosome
Molecular function (GO): protein binding
Source: RefSeq, a predicted model, not a curated record